Molecule: messenger RNA, 408 nt
Organism: Striga asiatica
Lineage: Eukaryota; Viridiplantae; Streptophyta; Magnoliopsida; Lamiales; Orobanchaceae
Source: the annotation of a GenBank genome assembly
AUGGCUGCACUUCAAGUCUGGUCUGUUGGGCCCACAGCAGUUGGGUCCUUCACAGGGAAUAGCUGGCCGUGCUGGCGGCAAUCCUCCUCCUCGUCCUUUGUGCUGUCCAAUGAAAUAGGCCAAACGAAAAUUAUCAAUGGAUCUGCACCUGAUAUUGCUGGGAAGGUUAGCCUUUCUAACUUGUUCUUCGGCAGACCUCGUCGGGACGGAUACAUCUCAACCAUCGUUUUUGGCGCGUUGGUCUUCCCGAAGAAAUGGUGUUCUGUGGCGAAAUUGUUGACCACAUCCUCCUUGCCAGAGAUGAGUUGUUCUUGGGUGGAAAAGCUAGCGGUAAUCCCUUAUCCUGACUUCAUCUAUGACAGUAGGUUCACGAUCAACAAAUAUAGAUCUAGGGACAUGCUUUCCUGA